ACUGUUUACCUUCAAAACAGAAUUUUUUUUUUUGAGUCUAUAGAAACUAAAAACGUUUCGAAAAAAGGUUUAUUUCAAGAAAACGAAAAGUGUAAUACUUGAAAAAACGAACUUGAGAAAAUGUUGCAUCAAAAAGUUAUCUUUGAUACUUGGAAAAAAGAUUUUAUGAUUGCUACACAAUUUGAUCAAGCAAAUGAAACAGCAAAUGCAAUCGCUACUUAUAAACUUAUUUUAAAUGGAAUUGCAAAGUUUGUUGAUGGUGGUAAUAGUUGCAAUUCACAACAUAAGGAAACAGCAAAUAAAAUUAUGCACUGUAUUAAAAAUAGAAUUGUUGUACUAUCUAAAAGCAAUGAACAAGAGUGGCCGUCAUUAGAAGAGAUUUUGAAACUAAAACCAGUGCUAAGCAACUUCUAUAAAUGGAAAAAAGUUUUCCCUGUAUUAAUAAUUACUGAAAAUGCCCCUGAAACAAACAGUGUAGCUAGUAUUGAAUUUGAACCAAUGAAAGAGCUGCAACCUCCAUUAGAAAAAAACAGUUUGUAUCGAAGAUUUGCUUUUGACCUUCAAAGAAUUGGUUUAAAAUAUCCAAGAUGUUUAUUAAAUCCUUUUUUAUCAAUAUCAUUAAGAGAUGCUGACUCAGUACUUUUAACACCAAUUGUUAACACUCCAGUAUUAAAAACAAUUAGAGACGAUUUCUACUACUUGUUAAACUAUCGAGUUAAUGUUCAAAUGUAUUUAGAAAAAAUACCUCGGUUGAGUGCAAUUUUUUUUGAAUUGAAGCACACAUUUGAAAAUAGACUGGAGACAAAGUACUUCACUUUUCUAUCUCAUGAAUACUUUAAAUGCAAUAAUGUUUUUUUAGAAAUAUAUAAAGGUCCUGUUGACUAUCAUCGAAAAAACUUGAGGAAAAUGACUACAACAAAACCAUUAUACUUGCAUUUAGCAAUCAAAAUGAUUGAUGUGUAGAACACGAUAUUAUUGAUCUCUUAGCAUCAUUUAUGAUGCUAAGAGAUUAAUAUUAUGAUUAUAACUUGUAUAAAUUAUUUAUUAUUGAAUUAUUUAUGAAUUUUACUGUUAUAUUUUAACAAAUUUUUUAACAAACUUAUAAGCUGGCAUGAUUUACUUUAGUGUAGUCUAUUUCAAUUAUUAUUUUAUCUUUUGUAAAGUAACCUGCUCCAGACAGAAAGUGUUACAGGCGUCGCUGUUUACGAGCUUAAUUAAUAAUUACUUGUAUUAUUUAUAGUUAUUUAAUAAUAAAAAUAUUACAAAUGGUGCCUAUGCUAUUCACGAAUUACAUAUGUCAUCUCUAAAAUACUAUACACGAGGUUUACCAACAAGAAGCUAUGUCAGAGAGCUUUGCACUUGAUAUGUAAAUUCUACGUAACACGGCGUUAAUAUUUGGCCAAAAAUCUUUCAACGCGAAUUGUUCGCGCGGCUAUUAAAACUAAAUGUCGUUUAGACUGAAAUAUUUUUACGUUUGGUUUACUCUACACUAAAAUAUGCAACCAAGGUUCAUGGCUUAAUUGGUGAAAAGUUGAAUGUUUUAAUGUGUUAAUAUGUUAAAAUAUUAGUUAUAUUUUUUGUUGAUGGAAGAAUAUAUGUAUUUUUACA
This is a messenger RNA of Hydra vulgaris (swiftwater hydra), 1608 nucleotides long. RefSeq names its product axin interactor, dorsalization-associated protein. NCBI's taxonomy places the organism in Eukaryota, Metazoa, Cnidaria, Hydrozoa, Anthoathecata, Hydridae. The record is from RefSeq and is a predicted model, not a curated record. Gene Ontology annotation, molecular function: phosphatidylinositol binding. Gene Ontology annotation, cellular component: membrane.